AUGACAAACAGGAUACUGAUAGAAGUUAUUCCGAAUGAUGAAAUUGAGAUAGUCAACACUGAAGAAGACUUUGAGAGACUAAAAUCCCACUCAAUAGUAUUGAAAGAAAAAUUCUCUUCAAAUGUAAUUCGAUUGCACUUAGAAUAAAAACUUCUAAAAGGAUAAAAGAAUUAAGUAGAUCUUAAUUACAAUGUUGAACUUGAUCCUAUUAUCCAGAAAAUUCUUUUGAGAUCUUGCAGUAAUCACUAGAAGCAUGGGCACUAUAUGAUCUUUAUCUAAGCCUAAGUCUUUGAUUUGGAAAACAAUAAAAUCUUAUUAGAUUAGAGGCUAAAUAUGGAAGGUGCAAUAUACCAUUAAAGUGAAUCAGAAAGAUUGAUUUCUCAUGGAAACUAUGAAAUGACAAAUAUUGCCAGCUUAGAUCCUUUAAAUCUUGCAAUAAUUUCUGCAAAUUAUCUAGAUAAAAGCAGAAUCAUCAAAUACACUUAGUCAUUACAAGACUAUGAAAAGAUACUAAGUACCAUCGUAUUAACUAUUAUCAAUGGAGACUACUGA
Stylonychia lemnae is the source of this 552-nucleotide messenger RNA. The record is from the annotation of a GenBank genome assembly. NCBI's taxonomy places the organism in Eukaryota, Ciliophora, Spirotrichea, Sporadotrichida, Oxytrichidae.